UGGGGCAGAGGGCAGAGAAGGUUCCAGAGGCCUACCACUGUGGGGCGGGGGGGAGGGAGGAACAUAUAAAGAGGGUGCGGCGAGGCCGCAGCGCAGCCAUGCAGUCCAAACGCGAGUGCGAGCAAUGGUGUGAGAGGGUGAAUCCCGAGAACAAGGCAGCCCUGGAGGCGUGGGUCCGGGAGACGGGCGUGCGCCUGGUGCAGGUGAACGGGCAGAGGAAGUACGGCGGGCCGCCCCCAGGUACGCAGCCCCGUGGGAGGGCCGCGCGCCACCUCCAGCUCCAGCGGACUGGGUGGUGUACGAGGGCCCCACCUCCGCCGGGUCGGGCGGCAGGCCUGCCCGAGGUGCACCUGCCGCGUACGCGGCCAGCUUCCGGCCCGGCGCCCCGCGCCCGACGGUGCCCUCCGCGCUCUUCUGCAGGCUGGGUGGGCAGUCCGCCGCCGGCCGGCUCCGAGGUGUUCAUCGGACGGCUGCCCCAGGACGUGUACGAGCACCAGCUGAUCCCGCUCUUCCAGCGCGUGGGCCGCCUCUACGAGUUCCGCCUGAUGAUGACCUUCAGCGGCCUGAACCGCGGCUUCGCCUACGCCCGCUACAGCUCGCGGCGCGGCGCGCAGGCGGCCAUCGCCACGCUGCACAACCACCCGUUGCGGCCGUCGUGCCCGCUGCUCGUCUGCCGCAGCACGGAGAAGUGCGAGCUGAGCGUGGACGGGCUGCCGCCGGGCGUGACCCACGCGGCGCUGCUGCUGGCGCUGCAGCCUCUGGGGCCCGGCCUGCAGGAGGCGCAGCUGCUGCCCAGCCCGGGCCCGGCGCCCGCGCAGAUGGCGCUGCUCAAGUUCAGCUCGCACCGCGCCGCCGCCAUGGCCAAGAAGGCCCUCAUAGAAGGUCAGUCACGCCUCUGUGGAGAACAGGUGGCUGUGGAGUGGCUCAAGCCAGACCUAAAGCAGCAGCUCCGCCAGCAGCUCACGGGUCCCUCACUUCGGUGCCUACAGCCAUAUGGCAGCCAACUGGUCCUGGCCAGGGGCAAGCUAGCGUACCAAGGUGCUCGGGCUACCCUGCAGCUGCUGUGCCAACGAAUGAAGCUGGGCAGCCCAGUAUUCCUCACCAAGUGUUUGGGCACAGGACCCGCGGGUUGGCACCACUUCUGGUACCAGGUAGUGAUCCCUGGGCAUCCAGUGCCUUUCAGCGGCCUCAUCUGGGUCGUGCUGGCUACAGAUGGGCAGGAUGGGCAUGAGGUGGCAAAAGAUGCUGUGUCUGCACGGCUGCUGGAGGCACUGAGUGAGUCUGGAGCCAGUCUCCUGUGGUCUUCUGGAGCUGAGGCAGGUCCUGUGGUUAAGCAGUGACCCCUGCCUCUCUCCAUAGGCAGGGCCUGUGUGAGCCCUCAGCCCAGCAGGCCUGGGCAGCAGCUAGCUGAUCCCUAGAGGGGGAGGGACACAGGACCUGCCCCAGGUCUGAGACAACCCUACUACUGGGGCAGGGUCCAAGUAACACCUGAGGACAGCUCAGGUUUGGCUUAAGUUGUGGGGCACCUGCCCUCCCACCCUGAACCAAGGGUCUGACUGACUCCAGUGUUUCUUUUUGGCCAUUCCCUGUGUAACACAGAACACCAUAUCCCCCCCCCUCUCCUUCAUUCACCCCCAAACUUAGCAUGAAUCUUUGUUUUUUAUUUGGGGGACUGGCUGAGCCAAAGGGUGGACUUCUGUCCUUCUACCCCCACCAGUUGUCAUUCUGAUUUUGGUUUGUUUAUGGUUUUGAGCUUUCCUAUGCUGGUUGUAUUUAUAUUAAACUCCUUGUUAGUAUA
Messenger RNA from Chinchilla lanigera (long-tailed chinchilla), 1798 nucleotides. It is a transcript of the gene Dnd1, whose product is annotated as DND microRNA-mediated repression inhibitor 1. Gene Ontology annotation, biological process: germ cell development; negative regulation of miRNA-mediated gene silencing; mRNA stabilization. Lineage: Eukaryota; Metazoa; Chordata; Mammalia; Rodentia; Chinchillidae. The record is from RefSeq and is a predicted model, not a curated record. Gene Ontology annotation, cellular component: nucleus; cytoplasm. Gene Ontology annotation, molecular function: mRNA binding.